Helobdella robusta is the source of this 789-nucleotide messenger RNA. RefSeq lists its product as hypothetical. The transcript is spliced from 4 exons. Lineage: Eukaryota; Metazoa; Annelida; Clitellata; Rhynchobdellida; Glossiphoniidae. The coding region runs from base 1 to 789 and encodes 262 amino acids. The record is from RefSeq and is a predicted model, not a curated record.
AUGGAUGAAGUAAACAAAGGAAUAACUUCGGUUCGCAAAACAAUCGAGGUUGUCAAUGAUGUUAAGGAGCGCGAAAACAACGUCGUACUCUUUAAUUUUCCUGAGGAUGAGACUGUGGUCAAGGAUAGAGAUAAUGUUACGGGUUUCUUGAUUUCGUUGUCGGAUAAUGCGCUGAAGAAGGAAGAGAUUGUGGAAAUAAAUAGACAAGGCAGCAGGCUUGACUCAGCUACUUCACCGCGUCCAAUAAUAGUUAAAUUCAUCAAUACGGCAGUUAAGUCACUGAUUAUGAAAAAGCUUUUUGAAAUCAAGUUGUUGGAUGCGAACAUGAAGAGUGUUAAGAGGAUCGGCAGGCCGGUGGAGGAUUAUAAAAUAUCCGAAACCUGCAUCAAAUCAUACUUAAACCUGGGUUUACUAAAUAUAAGGUCAAUACGUUCUAAAUAUGAUGCGGUUUAUGAGUUGCUGUCUAAUGGUAUGGACGUAUUCGUAUUGAAUGAGACAUGGUACAGUUCAUCUAAUGAUUUAACGGUAAGACUGUCAAAGCCUGAAGAAUUUGAUUAUGUUGACUGCGUGCGACCUCUGGACCCAGGAGCACUUGUGUGGCUAGAGAUGCUGAGAAUUGGUAGUGUCGCUUCCGACAUGAUACGCACCGUUUUCAGGGUCGACAAGGAUGGUGUAGCUACGAGGCUUGUCUGCAGAGGACGAUGUCGUGAAGCUGGAUUGGUGAUGGCCAGUGUGAUGGGAGAAUUUAUGGUCAUUGGCACCGGCGAUGAAGACUAUACGUUGGAUUGA